AGAGAGAAAAAGAGAGAGAGAGCGAGAAUGAACAGAACAGCGCAACUUUGUAAUGUAUGCUAGCAGAGUUGGGUCAGUGUGUCGUUCCCUCCACGCUGUUUUCUCCUCCUUUCUGCAUCCUACCACUCGCAGCCCAGCAGAGAACAACGACUCGCUUUUCAAAGCAGCACCCGGUUCGGUGGCUAAUCCGCCUUUUUUUUCCCAAAAGAGGUUCCAGCCCUUCUGCGAUUCACGUUAAAAAGGAGGCAACCGUGACUGAGUGAGCGACUACAUGGACUAGACCGAACAUGAAGAGCCUUAAAGCCAAGUUCAGGAAAACUGAUGUCAACGAGUGGAACAAAAACGACGAGCGCCUCCUUGCGGCCGUGGAGCAUGGCGAGGUGGACAAGGUGGCGUCGCUCGUCGCCAAGAAAGGCGCCAGCGCCAUCAAGCUUGACAGCGAGGGCAAAUCAGCUCUCCAUUUAGCAGCUUCACGUGGUCAGACUGAUUGUUUAUCUGUCCUCCUGGCACAUGGCACUGACCCUACAGUUGCUGAUGCUUCAGGUUUGAUUCCUUUACAUCUGGCAGCCAAGAACAAUCAUGUGGAAUGCUGCAAAAAGCUUCUUCAGGCUAAAUGUCCUGUUGAUGCAGUUGACGGCUCGGGGAGGACCGCUUUGCAUCACGCUGCUCUCGGCGGGAAGAUCCAGACUGUCCAGUUUCUGUGUGAAUUUAAAAGCCCCAUCAACCUUAAAGAUGCUGAUGGCCACACCCCUCUGCUUCUGGCAGCCAGACGUGGCUAUGCUGAGGUGUGCAGCACUUUGCUGGACAACGGCGCUGAAAUCAGCAUUUCUGACAACAGCGGCAGGACUGCUCUAAUGCUCGCCACGGAAUCCAAUGCGGUGCCUGUCAUCAAGGUUCUGCUCCAGCGUGGGGCGCUCCUGAACGCAGUGGAUGCACAAGGCCACGAUGUCACGCACUACGCCAAAGUGUCUGCCAGCUGUGAGGUCAAAGCUGCGCUCAGUGCCGCUCUGACCAGGCAGAUCUCUGAUCCCAAGUUUCCCAGAAGUCCUGCGCAUGAUCAAGUAGCUAAGCUAGGCGAUGAGCGGAUCACAACUCCCAAAAAACGAAAAGCACCUCCACCUCCUAUUAGCCCACUACAGAAGUCUGGUCCUUCGUCUCCGUCAGUGUCUGGGACGCCCUCAUCCAAUAAAAGUGACACUCCAAAGAGGUUCAACUAUAAGGAGGAUGAAGUUGGAGAGGAGUUUGAGCGGCUGCACAACAACCAGAGAAGCAUGUUGCUGGAGACAUUGGACAACUCAAGGAACGCGGCGGCCUGUCCUGAACUGGAUCCCAAGGUCGAGCCCAGCUUUACAGCGUCAUCAUCUUCCGCUCUCGUUUCGGCCCUGCAAGCCAAGAUCACCGCUUUGACUUUGGAAAACCAGCAGCUGGCCAGCAAAUUUAAGAAACAUCCAUCACUCCAAGGAACUGAGGAGCUGAAGGACACCAGCCGUCCCGACAGCAUGACCUCCAACUCCUCCUUCCAUUCCACACAGGAUGACUUAGAGGUAGCCGCUGCCGUACCUUCCGCCGCCCACGCGCCGCGGGAGGACGGACUGGUGGAGGAAGAAGGGAGAGGGGGGAGCCCUGAGGAGAUCCGCCUGUUGCGACAAGCGCUCGAGAACGUCCAAGUGAAGCUGCUGGAAACCAGAAAGGAAAACCGCUCGCUUCAGGCUCAGCUGAAACCUGAGCGGAUCAGAGAACGUGGGGAGGAUGACGGAAGGGCAAAAGGAAGGGAGGAAGAGUUGAUUGAGAGCCUGGCGGAGCUUCAGGCCAAGCUCACAGACACGCAGGAGAGAUACCACCACGCCGUCGAGGAGGUGGAGGAGCUGAGAGCGCACGCGAUGGGAAUGGGAGGCGAUGGAACGUCCUCGCUGGAGCAGGAGGUGAAACAGCUGAGGGCACAGCUCGUCCACGCGGGCUCCGAGCAUGAGGAGGCUGAUCAACGAGUCAGACAGAUGGAGGAGGCGCUAAGGAGGUUGGAGGAGGAGAGACGGAACGCGAGGGAGAAAGAGCAGAGGACGGCGGAGAUUGAGGAGCUGUACAAGGAAGCGCAGGAGGAGAUUAGCAUGCUCCAGGAGGCUCUGCGAGGCACGGUACCUGUGGAGGCCGCCGCCAAGGACUUUGAGGAAAUGAAGACCGAACUCAACGAGAUCAUUUGUGGCCUCCAGCUCCGUCUGAUGGAGCUGUCGCACUCCUACAGCGAAACCAGGGCACAGCUGGGCGCCGCGCAGAAGCAGCUGGCUGACAGCAGCCGGCCGACGUCGCCUCCCGCUGAGGAGCAUCAUCACCUGGAGGAAGAGAUGAUGAAGAGUAGGCUGGAAGAGCUGCAGACACUGCUGGUUGACAUGGAGAAAAAGUACUCCGAAGCUCUGGAGGAGAUCUCACAGCUGAGACUGGAAGCCGAGCUUCAGACACAGAGCUCCAUAGCCCUUGCUGACCACACGCAGGUGAUGUCAUCUCUAGGGAACGCCAUCAAAGAGCUGGAGGCCCAAUCGGACACCCUGAAGGAGCAGCUCCGCCAAAAGACCUUGCAACUGGACGCUCUGCAGAACAGGCUGGAGAAGGACACCACAUCGGAGGACUCUGUCUCCGGAGAGGAACACAAGAAAAUGCGAGAGCAGAUGGAAGGCGAGGUGAGCCACCUGACGCAGCUCCUUCAGGAGGCCCUCAGGAAGCAGGAUGAGAUGGCACUGGAGGCUGCUGAUGCCUGGCAGAAGGCACGGGACAAUCGAGCAGAGCGUGAGGCCCUGCAGGAGCAGCUGACAUCAACAGAGAAGGACAACCAGAGCCUCACGUCCAGGUUAGCCGAGUCCCAGGACGCGGUGUGUCAGCUAAAACAGCUGGUGGAGAACCACGUGGCCUCAGAGCGAGAGAAGAACAAGCGGAUAGAUGACCUGUCACGAGAAGUUGGCAAGCUUAAGGACGCCUUGAACAGCCUAUCACAGCUCUCCUACAGCUCAGGCUCGCCAUCCAAGAGGCAGCAGCAGAACCAGCAGCUGGAGACCAUGCAGCAGCAAGUCAAACAACUGCAGUACCAACUAGCAGAGUCAAAGAAGCAGCACCAUGAGAUUGUGUCAGUCUACAGGAUGCAUCUCCUCUAUGCUGUCCAGGGUCAGAUGGACGAGGACGUCCAGAAAGCCUUGAAGCAGAUCUUGAUGAUGUGCAAGAUGCCAAGUCAAACCGAGGACGCCUGCUGAUGCUGCACUGAGCACGCUCCGAAGCCAACAGACACACUGAAGUAAACUGCUGCCAUUAAGUUGCGAGGUUGGAACACCCCCGCACCCACCCGCCGUGCCUCGAGACUAACCUGGACCCUUUGGAACAUUGAGAGGACGCCGGGGAACCCACAGUCAUAAAUAAAAGCCAGCCCAUCAAGAUUACAUUGAGGACAUCAUGCUGUUACAUUGUGCAUAGAAGACAUCAACGCCUUAUGGGUGCUGCCAUUUUGUCACUGUUUCUUUUCUACAAAAGAAAUGUGUUAGUUUUAUAAAUAGUUUGACUAACUUAUUUUUUUGUUUGUGCCCUGAUAGCAAUGCAUGGAAUCUUGGCCAUAUUUGCAUGUGAUAUAUAUUUUUUACUAUACUAAAAAUGUAUUUUUGUCCAAGUUACUGUAACCUAAUGAGGAGCUCAUGUUUGAAUGCUUUUGUCCUCCAUUGUAACAAUGCACUAUGUUGGUCUACUGACACCUUAACUUGUUUAUUUGUUAUUAACUUGUUAUUAUUACUAUUAUUCACGUUUCCUGAAUAUUUUCUGGCUCAUUUAGGAGGUUUGGGCAAUUGCAUAAUUCGGCGUCAUCAUGUUCAAUGUUUGCAGCACGUUUAUGUGUUUCUCCAAAAAAAAAAAAAAAAAAAGAAGUCACUCCUUAUUUGCCUUAGUAGUACUGUGCCAAGAGCCAUAAGUCACACUUAAAAGUGACCUUUUUGUUUUUUGACUGUUAAUGAAUAAGAAAUCUGCCGGAUUCAACCACAUCCAUUUCUCAUGUUUUGCUCAGGAAACAUGUUUUAAGUGAAUUUGACACAACAUAAUAGUCAUUUUCUGAUUCGUUUUUUCCCCCACUUUGUAUGUUGUCUAGCUGGGCUUCUUAAAUAUUUUGCAUUUUAAGAAUAUAGCUAAUUUUUGUUGGUUUUUUGGGUGUUAAUUACCAGCAGUUUUGUGAAGAUGUACAAUUGCAAUUUUGCCCUCAUUAAUAAACUUAAA
Messenger RNA from Dunckerocampus dactyliophorus (ringed pipefish), 4236 nucleotides. It is a transcript of the gene rai14, whose product is annotated as retinoic acid induced 14. Bases 288 to 3236 code for a protein of 982 amino acids. The record is from RefSeq and is a predicted model, not a curated record. Gene Ontology annotation, molecular function: actin binding. Lineage: Eukaryota; Metazoa; Chordata; Actinopteri; Syngnathiformes; Syngnathidae. The transcript is spliced from 21 exons.